This is a messenger RNA of Fusarium keratoplasticum, 756 nucleotides long. RefSeq lists its product as uncharacterized. Bases 1 to 756 code for a protein of 251 amino acids. Lineage: Eukaryota; Fungi; Ascomycota; Sordariomycetes; Hypocreales; Nectriaceae. The transcript has a single exon. The record is from RefSeq and is a predicted model, not a curated record.
AUGUCGCGCGAUUACUCCGAUCUCCAAGUCGUCCCAGACAGGUCUUAUCCAGAGGUGGUACCGCAGUUCGAAAAGGACCCAAAAGAGAAGGUCCCCGUCGAACCGCUCCAGCAGGCCACACCUCCAAGGAGGAUCUGUAGUCUACCCCCGAAGCGAUUCUGGAUAAUUGUUGUCGCCCUCGUGCUCACCACAGGCGCGGUAAUAGGAGGUGCCGUAGGAGGAACACAGGCCAACAAGUCCAAGUCCAACGACGAUACCCCGAGUAGCCCAGCUACUACAGAAGCCGACCAAGCCACGACCGAACCUACCAAGACGUCAACAUCCACAACGGCCAGUCUCUCCACGAGAACACUCAUCGGUCCAACCCAAACCCUCUACCGCGACUGUCCCUCCUCCAACGACACCAUCUACGAAGCCCUCGGUUCGUCCAACUACCUGUUCCGUAAACGCUGCAACGUCGGCUUCGCAGGGUCUCCCGACAACGUCGUCAACAUACCCGCCACGAGCCUCGACGAUUGCAUCGACAGAUGUGCUACUUACAACGAGAACAACAAGGCCGAGAUUGCCUCAAGGGAGAGCAACGUUUGCAAUUCUGUCUGCUGGAGGUACAGGGUCACGGGAGAUGACUGGCCCGGCCAGUGUUUUGGGUCUACGAUACAGAACUCUACGAGUAGUGGGUUUCCUGUUGAUGAGGAUCAGAUUGAGUGUGACUCCGGGGCUUGGAUAAAUCAGGAGAUACCGGGCAGGGAUGGGUAG